Messenger RNA from Diospyros lotus (date-plum), 1072 nucleotides. RefSeq lists its product as uncharacterized. NCBI's taxonomy places the organism in Eukaryota, Viridiplantae, Streptophyta, Magnoliopsida, Ericales, Ebenaceae. The transcript has 2 exons. The record is from RefSeq and is a predicted model, not a curated record. Bases 298 to 681 code for a protein of 127 amino acids.
UUACAUGAAUGAAUGAACUCUCUUCAUCUUUUAAGGCAGAUUUAAACGCUUACGACUAUAUAGUCCACUACCACCUACCGAGCCGAAGCCACCCGAGUUUCCCUUCUCAUAACCCAUGUAAAUAAAUUCUCACUCAACAAACCGCCCAUUGUUGCUCCUUUCUUCUUCAAUGGCUUCUCCAAGGCCUGCCUUUCUCUCCACUCAAAGAACAGCGCCCUGAAUAGAGCUUUCUUUUCUCUCUCAAGCCAAACCCGGCCCACCCUCCCUCCCUCAAAUCAACUCUUAGAAGAAGCCAGUAUGUCGUCGGCCACGGCGCAGCAGCAGCCGGUUCUGGUUUACCCCAACACCAUCACGGCGGAGCCCUCGCUUUCGCGCCCCAGAGAAUCGUUUGGGACAGUGUUCAUUGUCCUGGCAGUCGUCGUUGUUCUCUCCGCCGUCGCCUGCUGCCUCGCCCGGCUCUGCAACCGGCGGCUGCAGCGCGCGAUGGAGGAGCCCGCCGGCGGGAUUUGGCCAGAAGAAAGGACGGAGAGGAAGAGCCACGUCUUUUACGGAGGAGAAGAGGGGAAUAUUCCGACUAGCAAUGGGUUUGAAGAUGGAGAAAGGACAGGAUCUAAGGUGGCUGAAAAUGGCGGACUUACAGGCUAUGAGAAAGCGAGAGCCUGUCUACAAGACCAAACCUAGAGGGCUAUCAUAUUUAGCUUGCUAGAGGAAGACCUAAACAAAGACAAAGACAAAGACGAAGCCAGCCAGCCAGCCCGCCCGCCCUGCAACCUCCCACCUCAGCCCCCGUCAACGCCAGCAAGAAGCACACCAUCGGCGGCAGAUACCGGACGAGAGAAGACGUCGGAAGAAGCUGACCAGAACACGAACUCUAAUCUAGCAGAAUAGAAGGGAGAUCGACAGCCAAAAUACACAAAUUAUUAUUAUUAUUAUUAUUAUUAUUAUUAUUAUGUUAGCUGUUAUUAGUGAUGUUUUUGUAGAUCAUAUGCACCCAUGGGCCAUGGCGGCUUUAUGUUAACCCAUAUUUUUUGAAAAUUAAAAUAAAUUUCCAUUAAUCAAACUAAAAUCUACA